AUGGCGACUUCCAAGAAACGACACUUGACUGAUGAAGACAUUGAGGAAACUAUGAGUAACUCUGGAUCUAAUCUAUCAUCAGAAGAUGAACUUCUAACAGCUUUUGAUUACGUAACUAUUGAUUCUGGCGAUGAAGACCUUCCAAGGGAACGACCAUGGCACUGUGGAAAAUUCAAUCCAACUAUACCGCAAUUCGUUGGUGAACCUGGUAUACAAAAUACGAUUUCACUUGUUGCAAGAACACCGCUUGAUUAUUUUCAAUUGUUUUUUGAUGAAACUAUAAUGAAACGUAUAGUUGACGAAACCAACCGUUAUUAUUUAUAG
This is a messenger RNA of Rotaria sp. Silwood2, 324 nucleotides long. The record is from the annotation of a GenBank genome assembly. NCBI's taxonomy places the organism in Eukaryota, Metazoa, Rotifera, Eurotatoria, Philodinida, Philodinidae.